Molecule: messenger RNA, 1113 nt
Organism: Durusdinium trenchii
Lineage: Eukaryota; Dinophyceae; Suessiales; Symbiodiniaceae
Source: the annotation of a GenBank genome assembly
CAGGGGAAGCCCGUUGGUGUGAACUUGGCUGGAAAGCUGCUCAACGAAGAUGGUAUGCCGCCUCGACAAUGUAUCGUCGUCCGAGCGGAAACGGUGGAGGAGGAGGUUGGCAAUGCCAGGGCAGUGCUGAUGGAUGCGCUGCGCUGCCGCGCCAAAGCUAUCGAAGAGAGACUGGGAUCAGAGCAUUCUGAAACGCUGAAGGUGUUGAGCCGGUUGGCGAACGUGCUGACGGCGCGCGGUGACUAUGCCGAGGCGGAGCCGCUGCAGCGGCAAGCCCUGGCAAUCAGCGAAGCGGCGACCCUCAGAGAGGUGCAGAAACUGGUGGAGACGAUGUAUUGCGCAGGGAACCUGGCGGAGGCUGAGACUUUGUGCAGAAGAGCUGUGAUCGGACGUGAACGUGUGCUGGGAGAGAUGCAUGCAGAGACCCUGGACUCGGUGAACGAUCUCGGGGUAGUCUUGACGAAUCAAGGGAAACUGGAAGAGGGUGAGCUGCUUUGCAGGAAAGCUUUGGAAGGCCGUGAGACGCUGCUAGGGCCUUUGCAUCCGGACACAUUGCAGUCCGUCAAUAACCUCUCAGUGUUGCUGGAGAACCAGGGCAAGCGCGAAGAAGCCGAGCCGCUUUCGAGAAGAGCUUUAGGAGGUUGGGAGACACAGCUGGGGGCGCAUCAUCCUGAGACAUUGAGGGCCGUCAACAAUCUUGCGUUGUUGCUGCAGAAGCAGGGCAAACUCGAAGAGGCCGAAGCUCUUCACAGAAGAGUGCUGGCAGCCCGUGAAACUCAACUGGGAGCAAAUCAUCCGAGCACAUUGACGUCGGUCAACAACCUUGCGGGGUUGCUGAAGGAGCAGGGCAAGCUCGAGGACUCCGAAGUCCUUUACAGAAGGGCUUUAGCAGGCUUUGAAGCACAACUGGGAGCCCGUCAUCCGAGCACUCUGACGACCGUCUUCAAUCUCGCCGACCUUUUGGAGGCGAAGGGCGGCCACCUGGCCGAGGCAGAAGAGCUCUAUCUUAGAGCUUUGAAGGGUUACAAGGAGCUGCAUGGCCCUGACCACGAGGACACCCAAUUUCUCCGCAGUCACCUGGAGCGCUUCCGCAGAGAACAUUCCACCGGUUGA